CGAAUAGAGCUUCUCUAAUAUAAAGUUAUCUUCUGGUGUUGUAGUUGCACAAAAAUAUGGCUUUUGGUGACCUCCUGGAACAGGUGGGCAGCACAGGACGCUUCCAGAUCCUGCAUGUGACCCUCCUGUGCAUACCUGUCCUAAUGAUGGCCAGUCACAACCUGCUGCAAAACUUUGUGGCUGCCGUGCCUCCUCACUACUGCAGCGCUCAUUCAAAUGUCUCUCAGAAUCAGCUGAGCCCAGAGGAUAUGCUGCGGAUCACAGUGCCGCUUGACCAAAAGGGAGCACCACACAGGUGCCAGCGUUAUGCUGCUCCACAGUGGCAUCUCCUGGCCGAGAACGGGACCUCCAAUCCAUGGAAGCAAGGAGGCGCUGAGGAUGAUUUGGAUGUGGACAUUCAGGGAUGCACAGAUGGAUGGUCCUAUAACAUGACUGAGAUGAGCUCCACUAUUAUAUCUGAUUGGCACUUGGUUUGUGACAUGCGUUCUUUGAAGCAAAUGGGACAAACCGUCUACAUGGGAGGUGUGCUUGUGGGGGCUCUUGUCUUUGGAAGCCUUUCAGACAGAUAUGGUCGACGCAUCCUCCUGCUCAUUUCUUACCUGCUCAUGGCAGUGUCAGGAACAUGUGUCGCUUUCUCGACCUCGUUCUCCCUAUUCUGCGUGUUCCGAUUUGGCUGUGGUAUGGCUCUGUCUGGCCUGGGACUCAACACUUUCUCACUCAUUGUGGAGUGGAUCCCCACUCGUGUGCGAACUAUGGUGGGAACAUUAACAGGCUACUGUUAUACCGUGGGACAGCUGAUCCUGGUGGGCAUAGCCUAUUUUGUCAGAGACUGGAGGUGGUUGACCCUGGCUGUGUCGUUGCCCUUCUACGUCUUCUUUCUGUACUCAUGGUGGUUUCAUGAAUCCUCAAGAUGGUUAGCCAUAAGCAACCAGUCUGACAGAGCUGUCAAGACACUCCAAAGUGUGGCUAAAUUUAAUGGACGCCGUGAAGAGGGAGAAAAAAUUGACAUUAAAAUGCUUCAUGAAUCCAUGAAGAAAGAGAUGUCUUCUUCACAUGGCACCUACACUGUCCUUGAUCUGUUCCGCACACCCAAAAUGAGGCUCAUGACAAUCUGCCUCAGUGCUGUCUGGUUAUCAACCAGCUUUGCCUACUAUGGUCUCGCUAUGGAUCUGCAAAAGUUUGGGGUGGACAUCUACUUAAUACAAGUCAUCUUUGGCGCAGUUGACAUCCCCGCUAAAGUUAUCAUAACAAUCUCGAUGAGUUUUGUUGGACGUCGGCCAUCACAAUGUGGUGCUCUCAUCUUCGCUGGAGUCACUAUUUUGCUCAAUCUUCUGGUGCCCUACGAUAAACAGACGAUACGCACCUGUCUGGCUGUAGUGGGUAAAGGCUGUCUUGCUGCAUCCUUCAACUGCUGCUACCUUUAUUCUGGAGAACUGUACCCAACCAUCAUUCGUCAGAAUGGCAUGGGAUGGGUGUCCAUGAUGGCCCGUGUAGGAGCCAUGGUGGCCCCAAUGGUGCUCCUCAUGGGGGACUCCAUUACUUGGCUUCCAGGUUUAAUCUACGGAGGAGCUCCAAUCCUCACUGGGGUGGCUGCAAUAUUUCUCCCAGAAACACUUGGCUCACCCCUUCCUGACACAAUACAAGAUGUGGAGGACAGGGGAUCUGGGACAAACUCCAAAAUGUCACCAAAGGAAGCGAUAAUCUUGCAAGACACCCAGGCGAAUCUCCUAAAGCAGGCUGCCUGAGGGCAUUGGUAUUAUGCUCCUGAUGUUUUUGCUGACAUGUUAAUGAAAGUAGAGUGGGUACUGCUUUUUUUCCCCCCUGUGGCCUGUUUAUUUUGAUUUCUGUAAAGAGUUUAUUUUAUGACUGCUGGACAAAUGGUGUUGCAAUGUUAUUUUUGGACAGGUCAAUACAAUGAAGUGAAUGCUACAGACAAUCAGAUCUAUGUUUAUUUGAGAUACAGUAGUUUUAAGUCUCACUUCAUACCAAUGAUGUUUUAUAUUUGAAAUAUCUCUGUAGAAUAAUUUCUAUAUUUAAGCCUUUGACAGGCUGAAGACCGUGCUUUCACUAGCUUUUUUUUUAUAACUUCGUUUUCCUUUAUAUAAAUAUAACCUUUUAUUUGUAAACAGAAAUGUACUGUCAAUAAAAUCAGCACCUAUCUUUAUUCCUA
This is a messenger RNA of Stegastes partitus (bicolor damselfish), 2170 nucleotides long. It is a transcript of the gene slc22a6l, whose product is annotated as solute carrier family 22 member 6, like. The transcript is spliced from 10 exons. Gene Ontology annotation, cellular component: membrane. Gene Ontology annotation, molecular function: transmembrane transporter activity. The coding region runs from base 57 to 1745 and encodes 562 amino acids. The record is from RefSeq and is a predicted model, not a curated record. NCBI's taxonomy places the organism in Eukaryota, Metazoa, Chordata, Actinopteri, Pomacentridae. Gene Ontology annotation, biological process: transmembrane transport.